UCAACAAGCAAGGCAAUCAUGCAUGAUGCUGUGAGGAGUUAGCUAUGGCUAAUAUAUUUUCAUAAAACAGUUUUAGGCUUUUUUCUACCAUAUAAUUUGGCUGAUUUGUGAGUAGCCAUGUUGUCACUGAGGGAGAAGGACAAACCUAUCAUCAAGAAGCUGAUGGAUGCUGGGUGCUGUGGUCGCUGCAUCCUGCGAUUCUGCAGCAUAGGCACACAGUCUGCAUAUCGACUCUCCACUGAGGCCCUCCAAAAGGAGCUCAGUUCUUUCAUCAUCAGCAAUAAAGAGGACACACCAACACCACCACCACCACCACCACUGCAGAGUGAAACCAACUCUCACACGCCCUCCGAUGAUGAUCCUCCCCCCAAGAAGAUAAAGCUGGACCCAGACAACGGCAGUGAGAAUGGAGGUCAGCAGGAAAGGGUUCCCAUGGUAGCAUUGGAAGCCGCCACAGCAGACAAGAAUGGCACUGAAGAUGGGGACAACAAGAGUGGCAUAUUGGAAUCAAACAGGGUGACGUUGGAAUCCACAGCAGAUGGCACAGAGGGCACCAUGGGUGUUGGAGGUGGUGGUGUCUGUGUGGCAUGUCUUGGGGUAUUACAGGACUUUUGCAGUCCCGAGUUCGCCAAAAAGAUUUCCGAGACGGUGAAGUCUGAAGAAUAUGUGUUUGAGGACUUGGUGUUGUCCGUGUCGCUGCCAGCUCAGCUGUCUGUCAGAGAGCAUUCUUGCUGGCUUCAUGUGAAAAAGGAAGUCAGAGAGAAGGCCAUGGUCCUGGAUAAAGAGGACGUCAUCCAUGUGAACAAGGCCUUCAAGUGGGCCAUCCAGGGCACGCUGUCCCAGGAGCUCAAGAAACCCGUGGUCACCAGGAGUCCUUUCGAGGUGGCCGUUGGUUUCCUCCAUCCAGACACAGAUGCCGACUGCCAUUUCCUGGCAGAGGCCUGCUCUGACUGCUUUAAGCCAACGAAGAACAAGGAGUCGGUGUUCACCAGAAUGGCCGUGGUCAAGGCCGUGGAACAGAUCAGCGACAAGAAAUUCCUCAAAGAGUACCCUUCUCCUCCCACUAGACCUAAGGAAGCAUGUGUCCCUCAAGACACGACGUGUCUACACGUCUCCGCCUUUGUUGCAGGGCGAUACAACAAGUUCUGCCGGACGCUGCCCCAGACGCCGUGGGUGAUUGACGGGGAGAGGAGGAUGGAGUCAUCAGUGGAGGAGCUGAUUGCUGCACCGCUGCUCAACGCCUUCAGAUCAGAGAGUUUCAACUUCUCCUCAUCGGGCAGAGAGGAUGUGGACGUUCGAACCCUUGGCAAUGGUCGUCCAUUUGCUAUGGAGCUGCUCAAUCCCCAUAGAGCACGCUUCAACAGGAUGGAGAUCCGGCGGAUACAGGAGGAAAUCAACAAGUCCACAGACAAAAUCCGUGUGAGAGAUCUUCAGAUGGUAACAAGGGAUGCGAUGAGUCGUAUGAAGGAGGGAGAGGAGGAGAAGACCAAGUGUUACAGCGCCCUCAUCUGGAGUCGGAAGGCAAUAACAGAAGAGGACAUUAAAUUCAUUGCCAACAUGAAGGAUCUGGAGAUCGCCCAGAAGACUCCGUUGCGUGUGCUGCACAGGCGGCCGCUGGCCGUGCGCCAGAGAGUCAUACACAGCAUGGACACCAGCUACAGAGACGCCCACCACUUCACUCUCAUGCUCAAGACACAGGCCGGGACGUACAUAAAGGAGUUUGUGCACGGCGACUUUGGGCGCACCAAGCCCAACCUGGGGGAACUGAUGAAGGCGGAGGUGGACAUUCUAGAACUGGACGUGGAGUCUGUCGAUGUGGACUGGCCUCCCGCCAUCCCAGAAUGACCUCUUCAAAAAAAAGCCCAUCCCCAUGAUCUGACCUCCUGACCGCCCUGACCAACCAUGGACACAGAGGACCACUCACUGAGGACAUUAGAGCUCUUCCCGGCAACUGUUACCACGGGAACAGACACAGACGUUCUGGGAAGACAUUGCUUUUUUUUUAGGCCAAGUUACCCAGAUGUGGAGAAAUCAAAAUGGAGUCAUAACGUGUGUGUGUGCAAGUCAAAACACCAAACUCGCAUCCUUUCCUAUGAUCGUUGAAUGGAAUUGGUGAAUUGAUUUGUACAUUGCGUGUCAUUGGCCUUGUUUGAAACUGUCUGGCUGAAACCAAUACAUUUUGGAUGUGAAAUAGUGAUAUGUUGUUAAAAAAAAGCAUUUUGGAUGUGAAAUAGUGAUAUGUUUGGAACCAACUAUCUUUUUUUUUACAACCUGAGUUAGUGAGUCACCAACCCGACAGACUGUUUUCAAACAGCCACUAAAGUCCUUAGAGUACUGGAGGAUAUUGCAAGACACAUGUAAUCUCUUACCAUAUUACCUCAGCUAUAGGUAAACCUCAUUUUUUUUCUGGAUUUAUUGUCCUUGUACAAAAAAAAAAAACAUUCUUUCAGUCAGUCACCUUGGGAAGUUGGCCAAGACAUAGUUCAUUUUCAAAUGUAUUAUUUUUAUUUUGCUUUUUUUUUAGUGAAAUUUGACAGAAAAAAAAUGUGGUUGUACCAUCUUGAGUGGAAAAGGAAGACAUUGGAUGACUCGCUGUGUUUGACUGAAAAAUAAGUUGGUUGCAUGUGUGUCAUAGGAUUCAGUUAGUGGCUGAUUUUUCUGUUGCAUCCAAUAAAAUAAGUUAUUUUUCAGUUACAA
Messenger RNA from Engraulis encrasicolus (European anchovy), 2697 nucleotides. It is a transcript of the gene pus10, whose product is annotated as pseudouridine synthase 10. Bases 118 to 1845 code for a protein of 575 amino acids. The transcript has 18 exons. Gene Ontology annotation, biological process: tRNA pseudouridine synthesis. The record is from RefSeq and is a predicted model, not a curated record. NCBI's taxonomy places the organism in Eukaryota, Metazoa, Chordata, Actinopteri, Clupeiformes, Engraulidae. Gene Ontology annotation, molecular function: pseudouridine synthase activity; RNA binding.